Molecule: messenger RNA, 2821 nt
Organism: Carassius auratus (goldfish)
Lineage: Eukaryota; Metazoa; Chordata; Actinopteri; Cypriniformes; Cyprinidae
Product: GTPase IMAP family member 8-like
Exons: 6
Coding region: 1-2178 (725 amino acids)
Molecular function (GO): GTP binding
Source: RefSeq, a predicted model, not a curated record
AUGGCUGACUGGAGUGGAUCAACCAGACAACAUGCAGCUGAAGAUGAAGGAAGUUCAGGAUUAUUUGAAAGAAGUGGAAGCAAACGCCAACCUAUGAACCUGUCUGUGAUUAAAGAAGAGAUGAGAAUAGUUCUGCUGGGAUCACAUGCAGAUGUUAAAUCCUUGUGUGGAAACACAAUCUUUGGACGAAAGGUCUUUUCAGAGUCACCGUCCUUCCAGCAUUUGUUUGAGAGGCAUGAUGGGAUGGUGUUGGAGAGGCAUUUGGUGGUCACCAACACUCCUGACCUGUUCAGUCCUGCUCUCUCUCCUGAAGAACAGGAGGUGAGGAGACGUUUCCAUCUGUCUCGUCCUGAGCCUCAUGCCCUGUUACUAGUCCUGAAGUCUGGCACAUUCACAGAUCAAGACACAGAUGCUCUCGAGCUCAUUAAUGUCACUUUGGGUGAAGGAGCCUCUGAGUAUGUGAUUGUGGUCUUCAUGCAUGAGGAGCAGGAGUAUGUGAAUGCUAAAGACUCUGACACUGAAUCAGUUAAGUCUCUGCUGGAGAACAGCAGACAUCCACACCAUCAUCUACAGAGGAAUGGAGACCAAUCACAAGUGCAGAAACUUCUAGAGAGCAUUGAGAAGAUGGUGGAAGAAAAUGGAGGCCAUCAGCUGAAGAUUCCUGAAGAACCAAGUCCUUUCCCGAUGAAAGAAGAUACAGUUUGCCCAACAACAAACAAGAUUCAAAAGGGUUUCAGUAGAUGGCCAAGUAGUAUGAAUCAAUGGCCCACGGCACAGAGGUUUCACCCAAAGUCAGGAAAUCCUACAAAAUUAGUGCGAUCAAAAUCCUCUGUUGGCGCUGAGAAGAGCUUGAAGUGUGCGAGGAUCGUCCUGAUUGGAAAAACUGGAGUGGGAAAGAGUGCAACAGGUAACACCAUCCUGAGACGUGAUGUGUUUCAGUCAAAAUCCAGCAUGAAAUCUGUGACCAAGACAUGUCAAAGAGAGACUGGAGAUGCCUGUGGUCGACCUGUGACUGUGGUGGACACACCAGGACUCUUCGACACAACUCUCAGUAAUGAAGAGAUCCAGCAGGAGAUCAUGAGAUGCAUCGAACUCUCGGCUCCUGGGCCACACGUGUUUCUGCUGGUCAUCGCUGUCGGCCCGUUCACACAAGAAGAGAGAGAAACCCUUCAGCUCAUCAAGAUGACCUUCGGACAGAAAGCAGAGACCUACACUAUGGUGUUGUUCACACGAGGAGACAAUCUCGCAGAAGAAAGCAUUGAAGACUACAUUAAAGAAGGAGAUCCACAUGUCCAGAAACUGAUAAACGACUGUGGAGGAAGAUUUCAUGUCUUCGAUAAUAAACAGAAGGAUCCUGCUCAGGUCGUGAAUCUGUUAAAGAAGAUUGAUAAGAUGAUGUGGGAUAAUGACCCCAAUUUCUAUAAUGACAAAAUGUUUCAGGAGGCUGAGAGACCAUUCAGACUUAUGCAGAUCAACAGAGAGAGAGAAGAGGAGGUCAGACGAGAAAUCGAGGCCAUUAAAGCGAAAUAUGAGUCUGAAAUCAAAGAAAUUCAAGACAAACUAGAAGAGGAAAGAACAAAAGGAAAAGUUAGAGAAUUUCUGUUUGUGGAGAGAGAGAUGAUACUGUUGAGACAAAAGAGAGAAAACACAGUGACAAUAAACACUGAACAAACCCUUGUCGAGAGAAAGAAUGAUGAUAAGAUUGAAAAGCAGGAAAAUCAGCUUACAGGAACAACUGAUCUGGAUAAAGAGAUACCAGAAACUGGAAGACAAUCUGAUCAAGAUCGUGAGAAACAUGUUAAAAAAUGGAGGGCCUUUGAAUCCUUAAAAAGAGGCAAAAGGCUAAGGAAAAAGAUUGAGAGGGCACAAGAAAGUAAAACAAAAGAAGCAGCAACUGAAGAAGGGAAAGUAGAAAAGAUAAAAGACAGAGUCACAGACCAACAGAGCAGUGAGGAUUUACCUAAAAACUCUGAAGAUGAGAAAAAAGCAGAGAAAGAACAACUACAUCAGCAUUAUAAAGAAAUGGAAGAAUGCAGGCAGAAGAUGGACGAGGCCAUGAGGAGGUACAAAGAGAUGGCUGAUAUGUAUGCUGCAGAACGCAUGAGAAUUGAAGCCAGAAAUGCUGAAAUCAUUGACAGCUGGAAGAAGGACCAUGGAAAACCCUGUGUCCUUCAAUAACAGACGAAGAAAAGAAGAAUUAUAUAUGCAUGUUUUUGCUUCAUAAGGUGCUGUCAAGUUAAAGCGUUUUUGAAUAAUUGAAUUCCCUGGUUGGGUUUCAUUUUGUUGCACUCCCAUGUAAAUGUUACCUGAAACACUGGACUUAAAUGCCAGUGCAGUAUAACACGAAUUACAGUGCAUCGCAGGACUACCAAUUGGAAAAUUCUGUUGCACUGUAUUUCUGUAUUUAACAGUUUGGGCAUUGCAACACUACAGUAUGUCUGGUCCACGCUACACUUAUCUUUAUCUCCCCACGCUGACUAUUGGUUGCAGCUCACAUCAAGUGCAAGACAUUAAUGCUUGCAUACAGAACUUUAUAUCAACUUCAGGAAGACUGCAGUGUGUGAAUCACUUUCCAGAAGCUUCUUGAUCACUGUUCCUUGCUGGUGAAAUGAUCUACUUAACCCUACCUGGACAGCCGAAUCCCUGACAGUAUUCAAGAAGAAGUUGAAAACACAUCUCUUCCAUGAGAACUUAACUGCCACCUACUGAAAAUAUAAAUCUUACUCUAUUCUUUCACUAUUACUACAUAUAUCCUUCCCUUUUAGCUCUUUUGGUGUCUCUUUUUGAUUAAUCUUUGUAUUCCCAAUUAAGUUGCUUUGGA